GGGGGCCCCAAAACCCCCCGAGCUCAUUGGGGGGGCCCCACCACUCGUCCCCAUCCUGCCCUUAGCCCUGGUGACGGUGACAGUCCCUUCUCCAGCCCCCCCGGGGCCACCGAGGUCUCGAUGCCGCAGGUUUGGGGUCCCUCUGCCCGGCUUUGGGGCACCCCCAGGGCCUGCAGCCCCUCUGUGUCCCCCCAGACGCUGCUGGUGGAGUUCUAUAAGGGGGCUCCCGACCUGGUGAAGUUCCAGGAGCUGUGGAGUCAGGAUCAGACCUACUUGGACAAGCUGAAGGGCUCCCUGGCCUCCCGCACCCCCAAAGACCAGAGCUUCGCCCACGUCCUGGAGCAGAUCUUCAGCCUCCUCAAGCUCAGCGGGUGAGGGCCCGGGGCCCCUCGACACAGACCAGGAUCCUCCCGCAGCCCGGGCGGGGCUCGGCAGCCCCGGGGCUCCCCGGACCCGGCGUGGGGCAGCUCCCGCAGCUCCUGUGGUUCCUGCGGCUCCUGCAGCUCUCACAGCUCCUGCAGCUCCUGCGGCUCCUGCAGCUCCUGUGGUUCCUGCGGCUCCUGCAGCUCCUGCGGCUCCUGCGGCUCCUGCGGCUCCUGCAGCUCCCGCAGUACCUGCGGCUCUCACAGCUCCUGCAGCUCCCACAGCUCUUGUGUCUCCUGCAGCUCUCACAGCUCCUGCACUUCCCGCAGCUCCCGCAGUUCCCGCAGCUCCUGUGGCUCCUGCAGCUCCUGCAGCUCUCACAGCUCCUGCGGUUCCUGCAGCUCCUGUGGCUCCUGCAGCUCCCACAGCUCCCGCAGCUCUCAGAGCUCCCGCAGCUCCACCGGCCCCGCGCUGCCCCGGGGGCGGCCGUGCAGGUGGGGCAGUCUCUGGGUCAGUGGUUUGUGGAAGUGGCAGUCCGAUUAAAGAGCAGUUCCUGAGGUG
Molecule: messenger RNA, 924 nt
Organism: Hirundo rustica (Barn swallow)
Lineage: Eukaryota; Metazoa; Chordata; Aves; Passeriformes; Hirundinidae
Gene: MPND
Product: MPN domain containing
Exons: 2
Coding region: 121-375 (84 amino acids)
Source: RefSeq, a predicted model, not a curated record